Messenger RNA from Oncorhynchus nerka (sockeye salmon), 4259 nucleotides. Its product is annotated as ubiquilin-1-like. Gene Ontology annotation, cellular component: cytosol. Gene Ontology annotation, molecular function: polyubiquitin modification-dependent protein binding. Lineage: Eukaryota; Metazoa; Chordata; Actinopteri; Salmoniformes; Salmonidae. The transcript has 11 exons. The coding region runs from base 615 to 2303 and encodes 562 amino acids. The record is from RefSeq and is a predicted model, not a curated record. Gene Ontology annotation, biological process: ubiquitin-dependent protein catabolic process.
CAUAACAAUGCCCCUUGCACAAAGCAAGGUCCAUACAGAAAUGGUUUUUCGAGAUUGGUGUGGAGAACUAGACUUUCCUUCACAGAGCCCUGACCUCAGCCCCAUUGAACACUUCUGGGUUGAAUUGGAACAUCGAUUGCAAGCCAGGUAAAAUCGCCCAACCUUAUUAAUGCUCUUAUGGCUUAUGGAAGCAAGUCCCCGCAGAAAUGUUCCAACAUCUAGUGGAAAGCCUUCCCAGAAGAGUGGAGGCUUUUCUAGCAGCAAAGGCGGGACCAACUCCAUUUUAAUGCCCAUGAGAUGUUCGACGAGCAGGUGUCCACAUACUUGUGGGCAUGUAGUGUAUUUAAUCAUGGCUGCAGCUGAAUGAAUGUACGAGUGUUCAGAAACAUCUAACGAAAUUAAUUAGGCUACAAUAUGUUGAAAUAUUAAGAGGUAAAGAAAAUAACGUUAUCCGUGCAAUGUUAUCCAUUAUGACGUUUGCAGAUAUUUUUCGAACCAGCAAGAUUAGGACACCAGGAAAUAAAAUAUCACAUUACGAGAUUCGCUUAUGCAAACAGUCUGUUCUUUGCCCGCGUGGUCAGACAUAGGUCUGUCCCCACCGCGAGAGCAAAAAGAUGGCUAAUACUGUGGAUGAGGACGAGCAACAACCAUUCCCUGCUGAAUGUAAGAUCAUCACAGUUACUGUGAAAACACCAAAGGAAAAAGAGGAAAUCGCCAUUCCAGAGAACAGCUCCAUCAAACAGUUUAAGGAGCAGAUAGCCCAGCGGUUCCAGGCACAAACAGAGCAGUUGGUACUCAUCUUCGCUGGGAAGAUCCUCAAAGAUGCAGAUCUGCUGAGUCAUCAAGGCAUCUACAACGGACUGACCAUCCACCUGGUCAUCAAGACCCAGAGCAGGCCUCCGGAGUUGUGUACCUCUCCUUCCAACAGCACUGCCUCAGAACAGGCCCAACCAGAAGGCCCUACCUCUGUCCCUGGACCCCCUCCUGUAGAACCUACCUCUGUCCCUCGACCCUCUCCUGCUUCUUCAGCCACCCCUACCUUCAGCCUUGGUCUAGGCAGUCCAGGGACAGCUGCUGCGGGGCCUGGUCUCGCUGAGCUGCAGAGGCAGCUGAUGUCCAACCCUGAGCUGCUGGCCCAGAUUAUGGACAGUCCCUUGGUCCAGGGCAUGCUGUCCAACCCAGACAUGAUGAGACAGCUCAUCAUGGCCAACCCCCAGAUGCAGCUGCUGCUGCAGCACAACCCCAACAUCACCCACCUGUUCAACAACCCUGAUGUCAUGAGACAGACCCUGGAGAUAGCACGGAACCCGACCAUGAUGCAGGAGAUGUUGCGCAACCAGGACAGGGCACUAAGCAACAAUGCCCUCCACAGGAUGUCCACUGAUGCUCAGGGACCCAUGCUGAAUGCUGCUGCUCAGGAACCGAUUGCAGGAAACCCUUCUGCUUCUCUGACGACCUCGUCACCAGGGGAAAUCCAGUCCCCCCGGGUGGAAAAUGGAGACCCCCUCGCCAACCCCUGGGUUCCCCCUGCUUCCACAGACACCCCUAUAGGCACCGCCACACCCACCACUACCCCCACCCUGUCCAGCAAUGGCCCUCAGACCAGCCUGCACAACCUAGGUCCCGCCAUGGGAGCAGCUAUGUUCAAUAGUCUGGGAAUGCAGAGUCUUCUGCAGCAGAUCACGGAGAACCCCACACUGAUGCACAACAUGCUGUCAGCCCCCUACAUGAGGAGCCUACUCAACAGCCUGAGCCAGAACCCUGACCUAGCAGCACAGAUGAUGCUGAACAACCCACUGUUUUCUGGGAACCCUCAACUGCAGCAGCAAAUGAGACAACAACUCCCAAUGUUCCUCCAACAGAUGCAGAACCCUGAGAUGCUGUCGGCCAUGUCCAACCCCAGGGCCAUGCAGGCACUGCUGCAGAUCCAACAGGGACUGCAGACCCUUGCCACUGAGGCACCUGGAUUCAUACCAGGGGUUGGACUGGGAGGCGCCGGCUCAGAUCUUAACCCUGCCCCUGGAUUGUCAUCAGACCCCGCCCCUAGUGAUCUCAGCAGUGGGUCCCAGGUAGUCACGGAAACGGGUCAGCGGCAACAACAACAGUUUGUGCGUCAGAUGCUAGACGCUCUCGCUAGCACCAAUCAGCAGGCUCAGACUGAAGAGCUGCUGUUCCAGGAGCAGGUGGAGCAGCUGACGACCAUGGGUUUCCUCAACCCAGAGGCCAACCUGCAGGCCCUCAUCGCUACCGGGGGAGACGUCAACGCCGCUGUAGAACGACUGCUGGACUCUCCAUCCUUGUAAUACACACACACUUCACAUGAGCACAUACAAUUAACAAAUUCAUGUGCGCACACUCACUUGUACAAUCAUGCAGUUGUACGAUCAGAUGCUUGCACAUUCUUCACUCACAGAGAACUAGUGAAACAUGCACUCCUGAAUGCCAUUUAUAUUGUAUAUGUAAGCUGCUGAACUGUGAAGUGCAGGCCUGUCUGUGCUGUAUGUUCUGAAUGGCCUUAGUUGGUUCAGGCUCUAAUCUGGAUCAUGCUGGCUUCUGCCACAUUCCUUUAUGCAGAGUCCCAUCCUACCUAAGAGUCCCAUCCUACCUAAGAGUCCCAUCCUACCUAAGAGUCCCAUCCUACCUAAGAGUCCCAUCCUACCUAAGAGUCCCAUCCUACCUAAGAGUCCCAUCCUACCUAAGAGUCCCAUCCAAGACUCUUAAGAGUGAAUAUGCUGCUAGUCUCGCAUCAAGAUGUAUUUCCCUGCUGCUACCAAGGCCUUAAACUCAAAUCAGGAAAAUAACCCAAGGGUUCCCUACUGGUGACCCUUGAGAGCAUGUGUAUAGCAGUCUUAGUUGUGUGUGUGUGUGUAUAUAUGUGUAAUGUGAACAGACUGCAUUCACAAUGCACUAAAUGCUAUGUGUUCUUUUUGCCACUUCAUUGUGGUAUAGACUAGGGGAGGCCAGUUUUGCCACUUCAUUGUGGUAUAGACUAGGGGAGGCCAGUUUUGCCACUUCAUUGUGGUAUAGACUAGGGGAGGCCAGUUUUGCCACUUCAUUGUGGUAUAGACUAGGGGAGGCCAGUUUUGCCACUUCAUUGUGGUAUAGACUAGGGGAGGCCAGUUUUACCCCUUCAUUGUGGUAUAGACUAGGGGAGGCCAGUUUUACCCCUUCAUUGUGGUAUAGACUAGGGGAGGCCAGUUUUACCCCUUCAUUGUGGUAUAGACUAGGGGAGGCCAGUUUUGCCACUUCAUUGUCGUAUAGACUAGGGGAGGCCAGUUUUGCCACUUCGUUGUGGUAUAGACUAGGGGAGGCCAGUUUUGCCCCUUCGUUGUGGUAUAGACUAGGGGAGGCCAGUUUUACCCCUUCGUUGUGGUAUAGACUAGGGGAGGCCAGAGGGAGGUGCUCAUUUUGGAAGUGGGCUGCUCAAUUGACUGUUACAUGGAGCCGGCCUUUGCUGACAAGUUUCUUCAAUAGCAGCCCCUCGUAUCACGCUGCAGUAUCACGCUGCAGUAUCACGCUUGCACAGCCUUGGAUAUGAGUGCAAGCUUGUAGCACUGAUAUUGAUGUAGCAGUGAUGUCCAAUCAAGAAUAAGUGUGCCUGUGGCUUUAGAUUUAUUCCCAUUUGAUAAUACAAUGACUCACUAUGUAGCUCUAUUUACCUCUAUGUAGCUCUGUGCAUUUUAUUAACUCUUACAAAAUGUACUUUUGACUUGCGUGUUAUUUCGUGGUUAUUAUAGGCUAUGUUGUUUUAUUGUCUAAUGUUCAAACCCUCAUAGUAUGUUCUUUUAUGCUCCUACGGUUAGGCUUAUAUAUGUGUUUUUCUUUCUAAACCCCAUGUUUCAUAUUUUUCAUGUCUUUAAUGUAUUCAUUGUACAAUUUAAAUGUAUUAAUUGUACUGCACCACUGAAACUGGCUAGUGUAACAAAAACCAUGUGCUCUGUCCACCACUGGAGGGCACUGUUGGCUCAACUAUUCUGCCUCCUUGAGAGAAAAUAUACAAUUCAGGAGCCAUUGAAGUACUGUACAUGCAAAAAACGGGAGCAGGAAUGGAAUCUUAAUGAUAUUCCUGAAUGGAUAGAGUAGAAUCUUUUAGAGUGCUCAGCAAAGCAAUUACUGAAGUCACUUUCUUAGCACAUUGCCAGUAUGGUGAUGAUACCAACUGCCUUGGAAAAUUGUAGCCUUCAUCUUUUUGAUUUCAGCAUUUAAUUUGUAUUCAUUCUCCUGUGUGCUGGUUAAUAAAGUGAAAUGGAAAAAAACAA